AUGUUGUCGACGAAAACAAAGGAGGAGCCUUUUGAGAGCAGGACCUUCACCUCUGCCCUCACGUUCAAGAGAGGGCGUCCAAGUGUCUCUCCCCCUGGAACCACACCCCUCCCCCCCAGCUGCGACUCCCCUGGACUGGGCUGCCCAGAGGAGUUGUUCUACCGGAUUCAUUUUGUGGUGAGCGACGGCGGCUCGGCAUCGAACCCGAGUGACGUGGAGCGAGCUGUGGUUCUCUGGCUCAAUCAGACGUUUCAGAACUGGACCCACUCUGUCUCCGUAGAUCACGUCCGAGUCCAGCAGGGGGCAGCGAGUGGAGGAAACCCCACCAGUUACUCGUGUCAGGCUCUGCUGGUUUAUUACUUCACCGCUAACGAGAGUCUGGCUGAAGCUGCUGUCUCCACCCGGCUGAGCAGCAGAGAGGGACUCAUGGCUGCCGCUGGGCUGCAGAUCAAACACGCCCCCGAGGACGUUCAGUUAAUAGAAAACUGUCCAGAGGAGAAUCCUCUCCCGUACCGCUGGCCUGAGAGUCGACCCACUGUGACCAGGCACCUGCCCUGUUUCCCCAACAAGGACCAGAGCACGUCCAGGACCUGUUUGAUCAAUGCUCAGAACUUCUCCUCCUACUGGUCAGCUUCCGACACCAGUAACUGCACGGACAUCGACACCAUCGAGGUGUCAGCAGAAAACGCAGCUGAGGUGGCGGAGCAGCUCGCUAACAUCACCAACACGGAGCUGCCCAGCGAGGAGGUGUCCAAAGUGGUGUUGAAGGUCCAGGAGCUGGUGAACGUGGCAAAGAUCAACGUGUCGCUGGCGAACACGGUGAUCACCAUCAUCUCCAACGUGAUGAGCAGCUCGGAGACGGCGCUCGCUGCCACGUCCGAGAGGGCUCUGAAGACGGUGGACGAGCUGGUCCAGAAGAUCGAGUUCGAGGGGCCGUCCCUCAGCAUCAGCUCCAGACACUUGGCUCUGGGGAUAUCGAACCUGAACGUCAGCACGUUCAACGGCACGUCCUUCAGCGCCUUCAUCCCCCCCAACGCCACCGACCCGCAGGUGGUGUUCGAGUCGGAGCGCCUCCACCCUCUGGCUCAGGUCACUCUUCCGUCCUCGUUGCUGUCCAGCGUCUCGCUGAGCGAGUCCGACCGGGCGUCUCUGUCCAGGAUCAACUUCAUGUUCUUCAAGAAGACCAACCUGUUCCAGAGGGAGCAGGACGGACGCUCUCUCAGCAGCUUCGUGGUGGCGAGCAGCGUCGGCAACUUGUCCAUCAGGGACCUGACGGAGCCGGUGGAGAUCCACAUCGCUCACGUGUCCCAGCAGUUCUCCUCCCGUCCAGUGUGUAUGUUCUGGGACUUCAGCUUCAACAAUGGCGGUGGAGGCUGGAACGGAGACGGCUGCAGAGUGUCCAAAGAAUCCAGCGUCAACAAAACCAUCUGUCUGUGUGAUCACCUGACACACUUCGGCAUCCUGAUGGACAUCUCCGGAGUUUCAGCCCACAUCGACUCAAGGAACAACAAGAUCCUGACCUUCAUCACCUACAUCGGCUGCGGCAUCUCCGCCAUCUUCUCUGCCGCCACGCUGCUCACCUACAUCGCCUUCGAAAAGAUCAGACGUGACUACCCGUCGAAGAUCCUGAUGAACCUCAGCACGUCCCUGCUCUUCCUGAACAUGUGCUUCCUGCUGGACGGCUGGUUGGCCAGUCUGGAGAAGCGCUGGCUGUGCUUGUCCGUGGCCGUCUUCCUGCACUACUUCCUGCUGACCUCCUUCACCUGGAUGGGCCUGGAGUCCGUCCACAUGUACAUCGCCCUGGUCAAGGUCUUCAACACCUACAUACGAAGAUACAUCCUCAAGUUCUGCAUCGUCGGCUGGGGCCUCCCGGCGCUGGUGGUGGGGGUGGUCAUCGCGGUGGAUAAGAACUCUUACGGGCUGCAGGAGUACGGCAAAGGAGAGUCAGGAGACGGGUCCUCCGAGCUCUGUUGGAUCCAGAGUCCUGUUGUGUUCUACACCACCUGUGUGGGUUACUUCUGUGUGGUGUUCCUUCUGAACGUGGCCAUGUUCAUCGUGGUGAUGCUGCAGAUCUGCGGCCGCAACGGCAAACGCAGCAACCGCUCACUGCGAGAGGAGGUCCUGAGGAACCUGCGCAGCGUCAUCAGCCUCUCCUUCCUGCUGGGCAUGACGUGGGGCUUCGCUCUGUUCGCCUGGGGACCCGUCAGCCUGGCCUUCAUGUACCUCUUCGCCAUCUUCAACUCGCUGCAGGGUCUGUUCAUCUUCAUCUUCCACUGCGCCCUGAAGGAGAACGUCCAGAAGCAGUGGAGGAGAUACCUGUGCUGCGGCCGGUUCAAGCUGUCGGACAACUCAGACUGGAGUAAGACGGCCACCAACAACACCAAGAAGGUGAGCUCAGAGAACCUGGGCAAGUCCCUGUCGUCCAGCUCGUUCGGCUCCAGCACGGCCAACUGGACGUCUAAAGCUAAAGCUACACUCAACCCGUUCAGCAAGCGACACAGCACCACAG
Molecule: messenger RNA, 2509 nt
Organism: Pleuronectes platessa (European plaice)
Lineage: Eukaryota; Metazoa; Chordata; Actinopteri; Pleuronectiformes; Pleuronectidae
Gene: adgrg6
Product: adhesion G protein-coupled receptor G6
Biological process (GO): myelination in peripheral nervous system; cell surface receptor signaling pathway; heart trabecula formation
Cellular component (GO): membrane
Molecular function (GO): laminin binding; G protein-coupled receptor activity
Source: RefSeq, a predicted model, not a curated record